This is a messenger RNA of Leucoraja erinaceus (little skate), 4501 nucleotides long. RefSeq names its product ring finger protein 11b (gene rnf11b). The record is from RefSeq and is a predicted model, not a curated record. The transcript has 3 exons. Lineage: Eukaryota; Metazoa; Chordata; Chondrichthyes; Rajiformes; Rajidae. The coding region runs from base 470 to 931 and encodes 153 amino acids.
GUGACGUAAUACGCAAAUCCUCACGCAAACAGGCCAGUUUUGAGGCGCAGGGAGGAAGAAGACGAUGAAAUAAAGGGGAAAGCUGCAGUUGAGGGGUGUAGGCGGAAGAUUCAGUAAUCCAGCGGGCUCCUUUGUUAGAAAACACAACUGCCACAUGUUUAAUAAAACACUUGAUCGUCUUGUAUUAAUUGAAAGCUGGUAGUCCCCGGCUGUCUCCUCACCCGCCUCCGAGUGUCGGGGCGGCUUGUUAUUUGUUUCCUAUUCCCGCAGCACGAAGCUGCGCGGCCUUGCUCCUGGCAGAAGGAAAUGCUCUGCGAUUACUGGUGAAAGAAAACAAAGCAGUGACGGUCCUCCGAAAGAAACAUUUAUUUCAAUUACAUCGUUUUCCACCCGUUUGUUCCUCCUCACCACCUCCCCCCUUCCCGGUCAAGCAGUAAUGGUAAAUGCGGUGUAAAUUUUAAGGAGAAAUAUGGGAAAUUGUUUGAAAUCUCCGACGUCUGACGACAUUUCUUUGCUUCAUGAGUCUUCUGACCGGGCGAGUUACGGAGAUGGCACCGAAAUAGACCAGGAGCCGCCGCCGCCAUAUCAGGAACAGGUUCCAGUUCCCGUUUAUCAUCCUACUCCAAGUCAGACUCGGCUAGCCACUCAACUUACUGAAGAAGAACAGAUCAGAAUAGCGCAAAGAAUAGGUCUCAUCCAGCACCUGCCCAAAGGAAUCUAUGACCCAGGAAGAGAUGGAUCUGAAAAGAAAAUUAGAGAGUGUGUUAUUUGUAUGAUGGACUUUGUUUAUGGUGAUCCAAUUAGGUUUCUUCCAUGCAUGCAUAUUUAUCACCUGGACUGUAUAGAUGACUGGCUGAUGCGAUCAUUUACAUGCCCAUCUUGUAUGGAACCGGUGGAUGCUGCAUUGCUUUCUUCUUAUGAAACCAAUUGAGAAGGUUUUGCAUCUACGAUACCAUGGAAGAAGUAAAUCCUGAUCUCUACCACUGAGCCAAAGAGUCAGAGAUUUGGAGAACCUUGAUUGUAUGCGAUCAUGUACUAAGUACAACACUGACAAUAACUCAUGACUGCAGUUGUUAAAAAUUUAUAUGCAUAUAUACUUAAAAGCUGUUAUUUUAAAAAUCUACAAAGCCCUGACCAGAUGUUAUGUACUUAAAUACAAAUGAGGUAACAUAUUUGAAGCAGUAAACGGUGACCAUUAGUUUGGUUACGUUAGCAUAGAAAUGAUUUUGAUGUUACAGGUAUUUUAUAAAAAAAUUGUAAAACAUGCAUACCCGUUAAAGAAACAGUAUCCUCCUUGAAUUUUGGCUGUUCAUAGUGGUUUCAUAAUUGACAUACAAAAUGGUGUUUUUGCACCAAAUAGUUGUCAGUGUCCCAUGCAGCAGAUCUCUCAGGAAUAUUGGGUGCUUAGUUUCUCUUUUAGUAUAAUGCUCUGGAGAACAUUUUUUUUUAAAUUGAAGAACUCUUAAAUUAUACAUCUACUGUGGCUUACUUAAUUAUGCAUAUGCACAUACUGUCAUGUCUAUCUGUGUGUGGAUAUGAAGAGGUGCCUGCAGAUUUUUAGAUGGAAUAGUUGACAUUUAUAGUUCCUCUUUUGGAUGAAGUACCUCUGCAAAGAUUGGCAUGCUGGUUUAGUUUCCUUGACAAAAAAUAAUACAGUUGUAUCCCUUGAUCAUUUAAGUGUUCAAUUACCCCAAAGCUUAUUUGCUGGGAGGUGACAAGAAAUAUAGGUCCAAUUUAUGAAGUAUUGAUUUUUUGCUAAUUUAAAGGAUACUGUUUCUGCAGUGCAGUGUGUUGUUUAGUAUUUUGUAUAGCUUUGUUCCAACAGUGACUUGAUGGUAUAUUAACAUUUUGGUCAUGGCUUUGUGUAUAGGAAAACUCUAGGUGCCAGUAUAAUGAACAAUUUGUGCAGAAAAUUAAAAUGUUUGUUUGCCAUCUUAAGAAUCACUUCAGUUCAAUUGUUUUUAGUACUGAAUUUAGGCUGAAAGAAAAUGUUGUAAUACAGUAAUAUCUCUGAUCAUGCUGAGUCUGUGGGUCGUUUUCCUAAAGGAAAUAGGUUCUGUGCAAAAUCCCUGGAGCAUAUAAUAUACCUUAAUGGAUGCCCAUUAAAAUUUUGAUAAAAUAACUGAAUUCUAAUUGGAUUUCAUAGCUGAAUGAAUCAUAGGUCUUACAAUUUUUGCAAUUCCCUAUAUUUAAAAAAAAAUCACACUUCAAAUUAUGCACUGAUAGAAUAUUGGUACUUCUAAUGGAUUGUUUACUUUGCUUAGCGAGUACCAAGUUAUGAUGCAGUUGUUGUUUUAUUGGUUUGGCAUGAGUUGCAAGAACAAGAAAACCAUGAGCUAGAAAGCUUUAGCGAAUGAAUCUUAAUCAAACUUCCAUUGAAUCUGCUAUUAUAAAACGGAAAAACAGUGGACUGUUUUAAGGGGCAACCUGUAUGAAAAUGUAUUUGCCAAGCAUAUUGAGGAAACACGUCCAAAUAAUGUAAUGUACGUUUUUUUUUAAGUAAUUUGUCACUAUCUUUUUAUGUUUGAGAUUAUUUUUCAUAGAGCUGCUUUAUGGAGAAAUGUCAAUUUGUGAAACGAUGAAAAGCUUUAUAAUUGGACCUGGAGUUUUCCCGUUUUUUAAAAAAAAAACACUAAUCUGUAACAGUGGCACAAAGUAGGAAUUUAAAGCUUUUUUGCACAGUUCUUUUCCAUUACAAAUGGAACUCAUGGCCUUGGGUCUUUUGAAAUGGUGUAUUUUAUGAGUAAGACUAGCAUGGUGCUCAAAAAUUGGUUCAGGAUAUAACUCUGAUAACUAAUGAUUACAGUGAGUACAUUUAAGAAUCAAGCAGUUCCAGUCGUGUGUAGAACUAACUAAUGGCUGAAUGGAUUUUCAAAACCUUUCAAUCCACAUUUUGCAUUCAAUACUUUGGAUUUUUGAGUACCACUAUGUGGCUUGCAGAAAUUCCAAACUAAUGGAAAUUGUGCCCAGAUGACUAGUGUGGGAAAAGUUGUUUCUUGAAAAUAUCUGGUUCUACCUUAAAUUGGUAAAGUUUGCAAAAUAGAGAAAUUUAAAAUUGUACACUUUCCCCUGUUGCGUGAGGGACAAAUAUUGCAAUAGCUGCCACUGAAUGGUUGAGAGCCAUUGGUCUUAAAUCGGUGAAAAGGAAGACCUGGAUUUGUGCAAUAUUUUAAUGGAGAAAACAUAAUAUUUACAGCUGUUUAUUUUCUGACCAUUCCACAAACUUUACUGUACACUCUUACAGUAAUGUUUAAAUUUCAAUUUUAUUAUUGUGCACAUUGCGCGGUGCAGGAAUAAUUGGGAGUAAUCACGAGUGUUGUGUGUGAAGCUAACAGUUUUUUAGUGUUUCAUUUUAUUUGUGACACACAUUGGUUCAGCUAUGGUGAGUUGAAUAGACUUUUAACAGUGGUGUGUUUCUAGGCACUUUCUGUUACCAGCAUAAACAAGGACUUCAUUUUGAUAUAAUUGUAAGCCCCUUAGUGCUCCAAGUCUGUAAUAAUUGGCUUGCCUCCUUGAAUAGUUCAGUGGCAGCAUAAUUUUAUUUUUUUUCCCCUUUAUAAAUAAUACUUUUAAGGAAAUUAAUUGUGCAGUUUACUAGUACGUUGAACGUCAAGAUACCAAACAGAUUAAGUGUUAUUUCCCCACCAUCCAAAACUCUUAUUGUUAGUAUUGCUGCCAUCUGAUUAAUAUCCACACCACAUUUCCCCAUCUUUUGAAGCCCAACCUGAGAUUUAAUUGUUCCCCUUAAUGGGAUUAAAGUGUUGAGCUAUCAUAUGUUCUACUGCCAUUUUCACGUUAGCCCUGUUCUGAUCACAAUAAUAAUAAGAUUUUCAGACUGGUGUCUAAUCCUUCACGUCUAAAAUGGCCCUAUAAAAGCAUCUGAUCACAACGUUGAUAAUUUCACUGACUAAAACACAUUUAUUUGUGUAAAAAAUGAAAAUAAAAGGAGUUAAAAACACACUUUAGUUUUGACAUAUUACUACCUUCAUUUAUAGUUAAUUUAACUCUGUCUAUGCUUUUAAAUAGCCUGGGGUGGACAAAUUAAACAACAUUUUGAUUUUUGAUUACUUUGGGGAAAUGGUCAGAGGUUAAAGGAUAACAUUUUUAGCUGUCGAUUGUGUUGCCUUUUUACUUUUUAAAACAAGCAGAUUAUGGCUUCCUACUACUGUAUAACUGUAUAGCCACUAAAUAUGCUUGCUCAAGACCUUUGUGAAUCUUGAUGGUGAAAAGUUUGCUGAAAAAGAAAACAUUUAUAUCAGUCAAAUUCUUAAAUUAGGUGAUAAAUUUCAAUAUUUCUAAAUGUGCAACAAAGUGAAUUUCCUGGCUAUACGGUAUUAAAUAUUUCUAUGCACAUUGUAGGUCAUUUUAUUGCUUUAUCUACUCAAAUUUGCCGAAAAGUAGAUGUAAUGUUCUUUACAAGUUGUAUAACCAAUGUUAAAUUUGCUCCAGUUUUAUUUAUUGGUAAUCAACUUGUCUUAAUAAAUAUUAUGCUUUUUCAUUA